AUGAAAUUAAAAUUCGAUAAGUUGUUUAGUUUAGCAAUUUAAAUAGAUAAUCCAAAUGGUAGCUAAGAUAUUAAGAAAUUUUUAUCCAAUAAGCAUCAAAAUUCCAAAUAAAAUUCAUGCAAUAAGGUUUUAAGUAGAGGAUCUACUUAUUAUCAGUGUCAUGAAUGCUCCCCUUUAAUUGUUUAAUUGAAAAAAGAAAAAAAAGAAAUCCAAAACGGAUAAAUCUAUUUAUCGAUUUGUGAAGAUUGUUUUGAAGUUUAAAAACAUAAAGGACAUCAUGUUUAGAAAUUUCAAGUUUAAAAUACUGAAAUUUUGUAUUGCUAUUGCGGAGAUCAUAAUAUUUGCAAUCAAAAUAGCUUUUGUUAAAAUCACACUGGCUACAAUCAUGAUUAAUUCAAAUAUGUUUAAUAAGAGACUUAGCACUUUUAUGAGGGAAUCUAGAGAUUUUUCUUGGAAUAAUUUCAUAUUGUGUUUGAUAAGUUAAGUGAUUUAAUUCUUUCUGAAGAGGUUCAAAAAACAAACUAAGAAGAUUAGUAUGACAAAGUGAUAAGUAGAGUUAAUUUCUUGCUUGAGAAUAUUCUCCUGAAAAUCAAUGAAAUCAUAGAAGUAAUUCCAAAUAGUAUUUGCUUCUUUCCUAAAUUGUUGAAGCAAUCUCUACUAAAACCAAUAUCUUUAGAUAUCUAAGAAAAAAACAAUUUAUCUUCUAAUUGGGAAAGAUAAUUUAACGAAAACAAAAAGGUUAAUGCCCAUAUUUCAAUAUAUGAGUAUAUUCUUCUAUUUUACGAACACUUAACAUAAGAAAAUGACAUACUUUUAGGAAAAUUGUUUGGAAUACUUCUAAAAGUAGAUGAUGAUUUCUGUCUUUAAGCAAAUAAAGGCUUUUUUAAAUACAUAGAAUUUACAAUUAGAAUUGUCUCUAAUGAUUAAUAAAAUGGAAUAAAUUUAGUUUUACCUUCGUUCACUGAUUAUUUAGCAAAAUAUAUUUGUUUACAGAGAGUAUUUAAUGAUUUAAUUGAUAAUUUAGGUAUUAAAAUACUCAUUCCAAUUUCUGUCUUUACACAUUUUAUGUAAAAUAUUGGAAAUAAAAAUAGAAGUGAAUUUUCUAAAAUUAUUCUAUUCCCUGAUUAAUCCAUAGAAUCUUUAUAUUUAUUAUCAUAUACUAUGUUUACAGUAAAUUCUAUACUUUUGCCUAACGAGAUGGAAUAAUAUAAAUAAGAAAACCAAAAGUACAUUUUGGCUAAUAUUUUGAGCACUCUUUUUUUCAAACAGCUAGAAAAGUAAUUAGUUUCUUCUUUUGAAAAUGUGUACAAAUCUCUUCUUUUAAAUGACGAUAUUGAUUUAUCAAAUUAAACGACAUCAAUUAUUAUUAAAACUUAUAAGAAAUACACUAAAAAAGCCAUUGAGUUUAUUGAUUUUAUAAGCAAUAAAGGAGUUCUAUUCAAAUCAUUUUCUAUGUCUUUUGUCACUCAUCUUCCUCUGAUGAUCGCCCUUUCAGAAAGGAAAGUGCUGGAUUAAAAUGUUUUGGAAUGUUUUUUCAUAAAAUUUUUUAAUUUUGGAAAUAAUUUGAGUUAAACUGAAAGAGAUCUAACUAUGAAAAAAACAUUUAGGGAUCUUUUUGUAGUGAUGGAUAAAAGCUUUAUUAUGCAUUCAAAGCCUUAUUUAAAAUAAUAAAUGUACUUUUAUAUUUCUUAAUUAGAAUAAUAUAAUUUGGAAUAAGCAAAUGAUGUAAAAUCUACUUUAGGAUUCGUUGAAGAAUUUUUAUAUUCUCCUGAAUACAGAGUUUACGACUUUUAUAUGCUUACUUACUCUCUUUUAUUACUAUCAGAUAAGCGCUCUAUUUUAGAUUAAUAAGUUAAUUGCUUCAAUCUUUAAUUUUCCUAAUUUGAAAAUUUUAAAAAUUAAAUUUCAAAUGCCAUUACUAUUUUUGCAAGUCAAGACUGUACAGAUUUUGUACUUUAGUUGAUCCUUGAUGGAAGUGUAAUAAUUAAUGUAUUCUAAAAUGUUUAUGAAGACUAUUUUAACUUAAAAGAAAAUAAGGACUAUUAAUAUGAAUAGAAUAUAAAAGAAGUAAUAGUAACUGGAAUAUAAGAAAUACAACAAAAUAAAGUAUUUUUGAAAGAAAUUUUACAAAAUAUUUAAAAAACUUUAUCAAGUAAUAAUAAUCUUGCUAGUUAUAUUUCAUAAGUGUGUGAAAAAGAUUAAGCUUUAACUAUAGAUUAAGAUAAUUGUUAGCUGGUUCUCUUACCUUGUUUUUAUGACAAAAUAUUUGCUAGGCAUAUAUUAAGAAGGAAUAGAAGCUAAAUAGAUAGAGUUAUAACAAUUUAAAUAGAUAAAAUUAAAAAUUCUGUCAGUGAAUUUUGCUCUGUAGGCUGCCAUUUCUCUAUGGAUGGCUUAUAUACCUACUAAAAAUAACUAUGCAAGAAAGUAUAUUUAGAUUUAGAAUACCAAAAAAAAUUAAUAGAUUAUCAUCUAAUAAAAUAAGUAGUCACAUUUCCAACUGCUAUUCUAUAUAAACAUGUAUAUGUCAUUCUUAAUAUGUUUUGCAAAGAAUAAUAGAAUUUAGCUAAUUUUUCUGAAGAAGAAAUAGAGAGAAUUCAUUUAAUUAUAAAUUUAUUUAAAGAUAAGUAAAUCUAUUAGGUAUAUAAUUAAAAAUAAUUAACUGAUUAUUUAGAACAAAACAAACCUUCUGACCUUCAAAGAACAUAUACCUUUAUUACUACUUAGUUUAAAGCCUAUUUAAUCAAUAAAAGUUGA
Molecule: messenger RNA, 2754 nt
Organism: Tetrahymena thermophila SB210
Lineage: Eukaryota; Ciliophora; Oligohymenophorea; Hymenostomatida; Tetrahymenidae
Product: zinc finger in N-recognin
Exons: 2
Molecular function (GO): zinc ion binding
Source: RefSeq, a predicted model, not a curated record